AUGGAUAAAGAUUUAUUAACAAAACAUUCAUCAAUUGAUAUAACAAAUAAAAUUAAUGAAUUAAUAACUUUUAAUAAUAAUGAAAAAUUAAAAUCUCUUCUUGAAAUAUCUUUAAAUUUGUCGAUUACUAUUCCAUCUAUAGAAGAAACAUUACAACAACAAAUUGAUGAAAAUAAACGAUAUCUUAUAACUUCUUUACUCAAUGAUCUUUCAUCAAGAAAGAAAGUUUCUCAAAGAAAAGAUUCAAUUAUAUCUCAAUCAUUAAAACGACAAAAAAUUCAAAAACAGAAAUCUUUGAAAAAAAAACGUCAAUCGGUUAUUAUCAAACAAAUUGAAGAUAUUGAAUUUAUUCCAACAAUCAAUGAUGAAUCUCUUUCUACUCAAGUUUUUAAUAUCGAACAAGAAUAUCAAGAAAUUCAAUCUUCUAUUCCAAUUACAUCCGAAAGUAAAGUUAUCUAUCAUAAAUUUGGUGAAAGAGAAACAAAAUCUCAAGAAGAACCACUAAUAAUAAUUCCACGUAAAGCCGCUUCAUUUAUUUCUGCUACUCAAGACAAACAAAUUGAUGUUGAAGAUAAUCCUGCCAAAAAAUAUAAAAAGAAGAAACGUUCAUAUGCUAUUACAAUGCAUUUACUUAAUGUAAAACGUUUUACGAUUCCACCUAUAUCUGUUAUUAACUUUGAUCAAACAUAUCAUAAAUAUAAUGAUAAUAUUGAAAUAAAAAAUGAAAAAUUUGAACAAUCACGUUUACAACAUUUACUUAAAUCAAUGAUAAAAAAUUUUGAUUUUGAUAAUAAUUUUCAAAAAUAUAAUAAAGAAAUACAAAAUAUUGAUCUUGAUAAAGAAUUAUUUGAUUUUAAUAAUGAUAUAAAAGAAAUUGAUCAAUCAGCUAUGUUUACAGAAUAUAUUCUAUUUAAAUAUAUUGAUAAAUUAAUUUUAGUUUGUGCACAUACAGAUGAAUUUCAUUCAUUAAAUAAAUAUCUUAUGUCAGAUAUAUCAUAUUAUUUUGAUGAUGAUUUCAUUGAUGAAUCAGAUUUAUUUCAAAAUCAAAGAAAUUUAGAUAAUUACGUAUUUAAUUUCAUUUAUUUUAUAAUAGAAUAUUUAUAUUUUUCUAGAAUUGAAUCUCGAAUUAAACAAUCUACUCAACGUUUUCAUGAUGAUUAUAUUGUUAAAGAAUUUUUUAAUUGUUGGAAAGAUUAUACUGUUGAACAAGCUCGUAUAGCUGAAUUAAGACGAAAACGUAUUACAAUUGAUUUUCGUGAAUUUUGUCGACAUCGUCAAUUAAUUAAUUAUGAUAAUAAUGAUAAUAAAAAUUAUUUUAUAUCUUUAUCAAAUUUAAUAACACAUAAUGAUGAAAUUUUAUCAUUAAUACGUGAACGUAUUCAUUUUUUAAAUCGUACUAAAACUUAUAUUAAUAUAUAUCGUGAUGAAUUAGCUACUAAAGAACUUUUAUUAAAUAGUUCAUUAUUACAACGAGGUACAAUUAAAGAUUUAGAUAAAUUAAUUCUUGAUUAUUAUGCAUCUAUUGAACAACAAAAUAUAAAAAUUUUAUCAAAAUCUUCAAGUAGUAUUAUUAAAUUACCUAUGUUGAAACCAUCAUCAUUUAUCUAUAAAUCAAAUUCAAAAUUAUCUCGACAAACAAUGGCAAUUUCACAAUAG
Rotaria sp. Silwood1 is the source of this 1656-nucleotide messenger RNA. The record is from the annotation of a GenBank genome assembly. NCBI's taxonomy places the organism in Eukaryota, Metazoa, Rotifera, Eurotatoria, Philodinida, Philodinidae.